AUGGGACAUUCAAAUAUGUUUGUAGCAAAUAAUGCUGAUUUCAUGUGUAGAACACCAGACACAUUUUUAUUGCGAAGACCAUUCUUAUGUCUCAAUUUUAUCAUUUUUGCACAAGUUCUGGCCUCAGUUGUUUGUACAAACAUGACAGACACAAAUGAUACUGAUUAUGAUCGGAUAAAUGAUGUCACUAAAGCACUUCCAGAUCAACAGUUGUCUAGACAUUUAGAGUUAUCAUCACCAAAUGAUAUAAUCCUUGAGAAUACAUGGAGAUAUAGGUCAUUUCCAGGUAUAAAAAUACCGGUUGUUCGUUCCCCUCAUCCAACCUUUGGAUCACCAUGGCCAUUACCAUGGAGUUGGUCAUCAUCUUCAUGUUAUUAUAAUGUGGAUAUGCAACAGUUUCACUUUGAAUUCCAUACAAUUUCAAACGAGAUUCUACAAUCAGCUGUAAAUCGAUAUACGUAUAUGAUACGGAAUAAGCUUGGUUUUUCUGUGUACCCAAAUGUUUGGCGACAUAAUGAAAAGAGCUUAUUCAGUCAUUUCUCUGAUAAUUAUCAGUCGACUUGUGAAAAUUCUCCUGUAAAGAGAAAUCAGGAUUUUCGCGACAGUAGUUGGAAAAAAAGUUCAUCAUCAUUCCGAGCAAAUCGUCAUUAUUCAAGUAGGACUAAUAAUAACUCCCAUGAUACUAAUUUAAAAACUUCAAAUGAUAUAUCUCAUAAUUUUAUAUCUGAACAAAUGUCUCAUUUAAUUCGCAAGUACAAAUUAUCUGAACACAGUAUACGGCGUAGAGGAAUUCAAAAUUCUGCUUUGUUGCAUGUGAUAAAUCCCGAUUCAAAAUUGCCACACGUUAAUAUGGAUGAAUCCUAUAUCCUGGGUGUUACAGAAAAUGGCAUUUUUAUUAUUUCUAAUGAAACAUGGGGAGCUUUAAGAGGUUUAGAAACACUUAGUCAAUUAAUGUGGACUACGAAAGAUCAAUCUCAUGUUUUUCUUAAUCGAACGUACAUCGUCGAUUACCCUCGUUUCAAACAUCGUGGAUUAAUGAUUGACACUUCUAGGCAUUUUAUAAGCAAAUCUGUUAUUUUAUUGAACUUGGAAGCUAUGAGUUAUAAUAAAUUAAAUGUUUUACAUUGGCAUAUUGUGGAUGAUCAGUCAUUUCCAUAUCAAAGUGAUAUAUAUCCUGAACUUUCAGCCAAAGGUGCUUAUCGAGAAGAUUUAGUUUAUACAUCGAAUGAUAUCAAAGAAAUUGUGGAGUUUGCCAGAUUUCGAGGCAUUCGUGUUAUUCCCGAAUUCGACAUACCAGGUCAUACUCGAAGUUUGUCACUUUCUCAUCCAGAAAUUAUGUCAAAAUGUCAAUAUGAUUAUAAAAAUCUUGCAUAUUACGGCCCACUCAAUCCAGCUUCAAAUAAAACAUACGAGCUUUUAGAAAAUUUAUUUAACGAAGUUUUUCAAUUAUUUUUAGAUGAUUAUAUUCAUCUGGGCGGUGAUGAAGUAGAAACAAUAUGUUGGAUUGUCCUUAUAUACUUAUCUUCAAAAAGAAAAUUUAUUACUGAUCAAAUAAAAGUAGCAACACAAUCAACAAAACCGUAA
Molecule: messenger RNA, 1584 nt
Organism: Schistosoma margrebowiei
Lineage: Eukaryota; Metazoa; Platyhelminthes; Trematoda; Strigeidida; Schistosomatidae
Source: the annotation of a GenBank genome assembly